Messenger RNA from Anastrepha obliqua, 2970 nucleotides. It is a transcript of the gene Lgr1, whose product is annotated as thyrotropin receptor. Gene Ontology annotation, molecular function: G protein-coupled receptor activity; protein-hormone receptor activity. The record is from RefSeq and is a predicted model, not a curated record. Bases 1 to 2772 code for a protein of 923 amino acids. Lineage: Eukaryota; Metazoa; Arthropoda; Insecta; Diptera; Tephritidae. Gene Ontology annotation, cellular component: membrane. The transcript has 17 exons. Gene Ontology annotation, biological process: G protein-coupled receptor signaling pathway.
AUGAGACGCACCUGCAAGCACAGCCCCGGUGUGCAAAUGUCGAAUGUUAGUUGGCGUCGCCGACGACGAUUCUUUAAGUUCUUUUUGCAAUUGCGCAUCUAUCCAUUAUUCCGAUUAUUUCCGGUAUUGUGGCUGCUUUUGUGUUACUGCUGUUGUUGCUGUCACGCUGAACACAGGCGGCACGUCGUGGAGCACAGCGUUAAGCUGAGUAAUUGCUACGACAUUCGAUACGGCUUUGAUGGGGCGCUAACCGGCACUGCACCAAAGCUUUUAUUACCUGCAGCCAAUAGCUCUAAUAGUGGUAACAGUAGCGCUACUACCAAUGCAAACAUGAGCACUACAGUUAGUGAUCUGUGGACACAACACCAGUUGCAGCUACAAAAUCGUUCCGAUAUGGACGCGCAAGGCUUCAGACCAGCGCCGGCUAUGCACACAGGCUGGCAAUGUUGCUGUUGGAAUGCAACAAAUCAAGAUGAAAUUGAGUGCCAUUGUGAGGGAGAGGCGUUAAUGCGCGUGCCGCAAACACUUACAGUGCCAGUACAAAGGCUUAGCAUCUCGUCGGCAGGAUUGCCGCGGGUACGUACAACUGGCCUGAAGAAGUAUUCUGCUUCAUUGCAGGAUUUUGUUCUAACAGACUUGCAACAUCUGGAGUGCAUCGAGGACGGCGCCUUCGACGGCCUCAAGUUGCUGCGCACCAUUUACAUUUCUCAUGCCCCGAAACUGAUGUUUCUGUCACGUGAUGUUUUUCUUGGCAUUUCGGAAACUAUUAAAACCAUACGAAUUAUAAAUAGUGGGCUAAUAAAGGUUCCGGAUUUGCGGCAUAUUCCACCUGCCAACAUUUUACAAAUGAUUGAUCUCGACAACAAUCAAAUAACUCGAAUCGAUAAGAAUUCCAUCAACCUCAAGACUGAUCAACUAAUUUUAGCAAAUAACGAUAUACGUUAUAUUGAUGAUUCCGCCUUCUUUGGCUCACAAAUUGCAAAACUCAUUUUAAGACAAAAUCGUAAUCUGCGGGAGGUUCAUCCAACUGCGUUCAACGGAAUAAGCAUGCAUGAGUUAGAUCUUUCUAGCACAUCAUUGGUGAGUUUACCUCCGGUGGGCUUGCAGGACAUUGAGGAAUUACGCAUUGAAAACGUACACACACUCAAAACUAUUCCAUCCAUAUACAACUUUAAGAAUUUACAAAGAGCUUUCUUGACACAUUCCUUUCACUGUUGCGCAUUCAAAUUCCCCUCGCGCCAUGACCCUAUUCGUCAUGCUGAACGAUUGAAAGAAAUUGAAAAGUGGCAGCAGCGCUGCAGAAAGAAUGUUAACGAUAAUGCCAGUGUCAGUGCCAGCUGGUUGGGCAUGGCCACUGGAAGUGGAAUCAAUGAUAGUUUAGAUAAGAUGGUGAGAGCAACAGAGACUGAGAACGAUGACGAUGAUGGUCAAGUUUGGAGUGCGAAUGCAGGUGGACUGCAUCCAACGCAUGGCAGUGGGGUUUUUUACAGCAGUUUGGCGCGGACCGAAUUCGUUGUGAACAAUAAUGAGAACGAGACUGAGACGGAGGAGAGUGACUACCCUCCUGUGGAAGACUACAUCUCGGAGUCGAUGAUAAAAGAAAUUGGCAUAUUCCAUGAAGAGAUUACUAUAAAUCCAGAUGUAAUUCAACUUGACGAGUAUUGUGGGAAUUUUACCUUUAGAAAACAUGACGUGGAAUGCUACCCAAUGCCGAACGCUCUUAAUCCCUGUGAAGAUGUCAUGGGCUAUCAGUGGCUGCGUAUUUCCGUCUGGAUUGUCGUUGCCCUGGCUGUGGUGGGCAAUGUUGCCGUGCUAGUUGUUAUUCUAUCGAUAAGGUCAGAAAGUCCAUCCGUGCCACGUUUCCUGAUGGGUCAUCUGGCAUUCGCAGAUUUGUGUUUGGGUUUGUAUUUGCUGUUAAUCGCCGCCAUCGAUGCACAUUCCAUGGGAGCUUAUUUUAAUUACGCCUAUGAUUGGCAAUAUGGCGCUGGUUGCAAGGUUGCUGGCUUUCUGACUGUUUUUGCAAGUCACUUAUCGGUCUUCACUUUGACGGUCAUCACCAUCGAACGUUGGAUGGCCAUUACGCGUGCCAUGCACUUGAAUAAACGCAUUAAGCUCCGAGCUGCCAGCUUUAUAAUGGCCGCUGGCUGGGUCUAUUCUAUUGUGAUGUCACUGCUGCCGCUCUUUGGCAUCAGCAACUAUUCGUCGACAAGCAUCUGCUUGCCGAUGGAGAUACGUGAUCCCAUUGAUACGGUGUACUUGGUGGCAAUUUUGGGCUCGAACGGUGGCGCCUUUUCCAUCAUAACGAUUUGCUAUGCUCAAAUCUAUCUGUCCCUGGGCGAAGAAACGCGUCAUGCACACAGCACACACCGAGGCGAAAUGAGCAUUGCUAAAAAGAUGGCUUUGUUGGUCUUCACCAACUUCUCUUGCUGGGCACCCAUUGCAUUCUUCGGUCUAACAGCACUCGCCGGCUAUCCAUUGAUAAACGUGACUAAGUCGAAAAUUCUCUUAGUCUUCUUCUACCCCCUGAACUCCUGUGCUGACCCUUAUUUGUAUGCCAUACUGACAUCACAAUACCGUACGGAUCUCUUUGCUCUACUCUCAAAAUUUGGCAUUUGCAAGAAUAGUGCACUGAAGUAUAAGAAUAGUCUUUCGGCACCGCACACCACCAAUGUCACUGUGCACGGCUCCAGUCUACAACAUCGGAGUUCUUCCUCGGCCAGUAGGCAGCCUGAGUUGCAAUUAAUGCUGAAAAAUCAUGAGGACUUUGUUUGAAUUUACGAUGAGCGUGAGACGAGACAAAAGCUUGUGUGGGCACUCAUUUGCAUGCAUUAUGCGCUCACGAACAGAAAUAUCCACAUAUUCCAUUGCACUUAAUGAAUCAGUUUUGCUGAAAAUUGAAUAGCUGUAUAAAGGUGUUUGUGCCUUUCAACGUCGGCAGGACAUGACUAACGCAGUGGCAUCGAUUCAAUA